CCCGACCCCCGCCCGCGCCGUCCCCCCGCCCCGGCGCGCCCACCGUCUGGGCGCCGGUGGCCGCGAGGCUCCGGCCCGAGGAGAUCCCCAGCGCGCCCUGCGUCUGCGCGCCCACCCAGGAGUUUCGGGGGGUACCAUUAGGGCUAGGUCAGCAUGGCAGAAACCCUGGAGUUCAACGACGUGUAUCAGGAGGUGAAGGGCUCCAUGAAUGACGGUCGGCUGAGGCUGAGCCGCCAGGGCAUCAUCUUUAAGAACAGUAAGACGGGCAAAGUGGACAACAUCCAGGCCGGGGAGCUGACAGAAGGCAUCUGGCGCCGGGUGGCUCUGGGCCACGGGCUUAAACUGCUUACGAAGAACGGCCACGUCUACAAGUACGACGGCUUCCGGGAAUCGGAGUUUGAGAAACUCUCUGAUUUCUUCAAAACUCACUAUCGCCUGGAGCUAAUGGAGAAGGAUCUGUGUGUGAAGGGUUGGAACUGGGGAACCGUGAAGUUUGGUGGGCAGCUGCUUUCCUUCGACAUUGGCGACCAGCCGGUCUUCGAGAUCCCUCUCAGCAACGUGUCCCAGUGUACCACGGGUAAGAACGAGGUGACACUGGAGUUCCACCAGAACGACGACGCAGAGGUCUCCCUCAUGGAGGUGCGCUUCUACGUGCCACCCACCCAGGAGGACGGCGUGGACCCCGUGGAGGCCUUCGCCCAGAACGUGCUGUCGAAGGCGGACGUGAUCCAGGCCACUGGAGACGCCAUCUGCAUCUUCCGGGAGCUGCAGUGUCUGACGCCCCGAGGCCGCUACGACAUCCGCAUCUACCCCACCUUCCUGCAUCUGCACGGCAAGACCUUUGACUACAAGAUCCCUUACACCACGGUGCUGCGGCUCUUCCUCCUGCCCCACAAGGACCAGCGCCAGAUGUUCUUUGUGAUCAGCCUGGACCCCCCCAUCAAGCAGGGCCAGACCCGCUACCACUUCCUCAUCCUCCUCUUCUCGAAGGACGAGGACAUCUCUCUGACCCUCAACAUGAACGAGGAGGAGGUGGAGAAGCGCUUCGAGGGGCGGCUCACCAAGAAUAUGUCGGGAUCCCUCUACGAGAUGGUCAGCCGGGUCAUGAAAGCGCUGGUGAACCGCAAGAUCACGGUCCCUGGCAACUUCCAAGGGCACUCAGGGGCCCAGUGCAUCACCUGCUCCUACAAGGCCAGCUCGGGGCUGCUGUACCCCCUGGAGCGGGGCUUCAUCUACGUCCACAAGCCGCCCGUGCACAUCCGCUUCGAUGAGAUCUCCUUUGUCAACUUCGCCCGGGGGACCACCACCACGCGCUCCUUUGACUUUGAAAUUGAGACCAAGCAGGGCACCCAGUAUACCUUCAGCAGCAUUGAGAGGGAGGAGUACGGCAAGCUCUUCGACUUUGUCAACGCCAAGAAGCUCAACAUCAAAAACCGAGGGCUGAAAGAGGGCAUGAACCCCAGCUACGACGAGUACGCCGACUCGGACGAGGACCAGCACGACGCCUACCUGGAGCGGAUGAAGGAGGAGGGCAAGAUCCGCGAGGAGCACGCCAACGACAGCAGCGACGACUCGGGCGAGGAGACCGAUGAGUCGUUCAACCCGGGUGAAGAGGAGGAGGACGUGGCCGAGGAGUUUGACAGCAAUGCCUCCGCCAGCUCCUCCAGUAACGAUGGCGACAGCGACCGGGAAGAGAAGAAACGGAAGCAGCUUAAAAAGGCGAAGAUGGCCAAGGACCGCAAGAGCCGCAAGAAGCCCCUCGAGGUAAAGAAAGGCAAGGACCCCAAUGCCCCCAAGAGGCCCAUGUCUGCCUACAUGCUGUGGCUGAAUGCCAGCCGGGAGAAGAUCAAGUCGGACCAUCCGGGUAUCAGCGUCACGGACCUCUCCAAGAAGGCGGGCGAGAUCUGGAAGGGAAUGUCCAAGGAGAAGAAGGAGGAGUGGGAUCGCAAGGCUGAGGAUGCCAGGAGGGAAUAUGAAAAAGCCAUGAAGGAAUACGAAGGCGGCCGUGGAGAGUCCUCUAAGAGGGACAAGUCCAAGAAGAAGAAAAAAGUCAAGGUGAAGAUGGAGAAGAAAUCCACACCCUCUCGGAGCUCAUCGUCGAAGUCUUCAUCAAGGCAGCUGAGCGAGAGCUUCAAGAGCAAAGAGUUUGUGUCCAGUGAUGAGAGCUCUUCCGGAGAAAACAAGAGCAAAAAGAAGAGAAGGCGGAGUGAGGACUCUGAAGAAGAAGAACUAGCCAGUACUCCCCCCAGCUCAGAAGACUCGGCGUCAGGAUCUGAUGAAUAGAGAGGAAGAUUGUGUCUCCUGGAGCUUGCCCCGUCCCAGCCCGAGUCUCCCCACCCGUGUUUUGGUAUCCGUUUUCUCCUAUGAAAUGCAGUCCUUGGAUUCUGCGCCAUCUGAACAAGCUUUCCUGCUAGCCUGCACUUCCUGGGGCCGCAGGGGAGGUGUCUCACUCUGCGGCUUCAGAAGAUGGCUGUUUAUAAUCUGGGGAGACAUCAGGUGGGGGCCAGGGCAGGGCCGGAUCCCACCGCGCCCCCUGCCUUCCUGGCCUUUGGGGUACAGCUGCUGCUUGUCCUGUACAAGUUGCCGCAGGCAGGGGUCCUGUGAGGGCAGGUCUGUAGCUCCUAACUGGGGCCUAUUUCUACUUUUAUUUUGUAUUUCUGGUCUGUGAAAAAUGAACAUUUAAUAAAGGGAACUGACUUUGGCAA
Messenger RNA from Dama dama (fallow deer), 2705 nucleotides. It is a transcript of the gene SSRP1, whose product is annotated as structure specific recognition protein 1. Gene Ontology annotation, molecular function: nucleosome binding; DNA binding; histone binding. NCBI's taxonomy places the organism in Eukaryota, Metazoa, Chordata, Mammalia, Artiodactyla, Cervidae. Gene Ontology annotation, cellular component: nucleus; FACT complex. The record is from RefSeq and is a predicted model, not a curated record. The transcript has 17 exons. Bases 154 to 2283 code for a protein of 709 amino acids.